Messenger RNA from Dunckerocampus dactyliophorus (ringed pipefish), 3812 nucleotides. RefSeq names its product homeodomain-interacting protein kinase 2-like. Gene Ontology annotation, molecular function: protein serine/threonine kinase activity; transcription corepressor activity; transcription coactivator activity. The record is from RefSeq and is a predicted model, not a curated record. The coding region runs from base 193 to 2016 and encodes 607 amino acids. Lineage: Eukaryota; Metazoa; Chordata; Actinopteri; Syngnathiformes; Syngnathidae. Gene Ontology annotation, cellular component: nucleus; cytoplasm; PML body. The transcript is spliced from 10 exons. Gene Ontology annotation, biological process: peptidyl-serine phosphorylation; positive regulation of transcription by RNA polymerase II; smoothened signaling pathway.
GAUGGACACGGCGAAGGUGCCAAGCGAGAGGCGAUGUCAUCGUCUUCGUGGGCAGAGCUGGAUGACAUACGUCAACCUGAGCGUCAUCAGUGGACAAUGAUGUCACUCGUGCACCUUGAUGACAUCACCCAACUUUGAUGAUUCGACUCACACAGGAGGAGAACAGCGUCACAUGUUGGCUGAGAAGAAGACAUGUCACAUGUCUGCACCUUUUUGACCUCCUCACUCUCUCUCACGUCCACAGAUGACACAGGUUCUUCCGAAGAGGAAACACACGACUUGGCUGAGAUGGAAGGUUCCAUCGUGAAGAGCAGCACAUGUUUGUACCACAUCCAGAAACUUUUGGAUCGAGGAACCAGCAGCCACGUCUUCAAAUGUCAAAACUUGGGGACGUCAAAGGACGUGGCCCUGAAAGUUCACAAAAACUAUGCCUUGUUUGAAAAUGAGAUCGACAUGCAGGAGAUUGUGAGCGUGCUGGACCCAGAAAAGAAGAGCAUCGUGGAGUUCAUCGAGACGUUCACCUUCAACGAACACCCUUGUCUGGUCUUUGAGCUGCUAGACACCAGCUUGUUCAGCAUGGUCUACGACAAGCGCUGGAAGACCUUCUCGCCCAACGACAUCCGACCCGUUGCCCAGCAGUUGCUGACGGCCUUUGACGCCCUGAAGAGCAUCGGCGUGAUCCACACGGACCUGAAGUCGGACAACAUCAUGCUGGUGGACCACGCCAUGCAGCCCUUCAGGGUCAAGCUCAUUGACUUUGGCUUGUCCAUCACCACCUCGGAAGCGCCGCUGAGUUACGGCGUGGCCCUGCAGCCCAUGGGCAACAGGGCACCCGAAGUCGCCCUGGGUCUUCCCUUCUCCGAGGCCAUCGACAUGUGGUCUCUGGGCUGUGUCCUGUCCUUCUUGUACCUCGGCAACUACCUCUUCUUGGCCAACUCCAACUACAACAUGCUGCGCAGCAUGAUCGAAGUCGUCGGUCGGAUUCCUGAUCAUCUCCUCAGCGCCAGCAAAAACACUCACAAAUACUUCAAGAAGAACACGCGAGACAAUGACGGCGAUCACCCAAAAUGGCGACUGAUGACGGAGAAGGAGUACCAGGACAAAACUGGCGUCCGUCCUGAGAGCUUGCUGUGGUCCUUCAAAUGUUUGGAGGAUCUGAUGAAACUCAGACCACAUGUGAAUGAGCCCAUCGAGAUGGAGGACCGCAAGGCCUUUGUGGACCUCCUCAAGUGUCUUCUCCAGAUGGACCCUGAGCAGAGGAUCACCCCGGAGGAGGCCCUCAAGCACCCCUUCCUGACCAUGAGCCACCUAAGUGAGCACAAGAACACCAGUCCUUAUGUGAUUGACAGCUAUGACAAGAUGAAGUUCUGCCCAGUCAAUGACUUCCGUAAGGACCACGGCGACCCUCAACCCGAGCCAGAUCCGGUCGUCAGCCCAAAGAACUGGCGGAAAAAAUUCUGUCCUUUCUUUAGGACCAGAAAGACCGAUGAGCCUGUUCUGGCUGGUUCUGCUCAGUACGUCGAGCUAAAGACCUGGUGGCAGAAACUCUGUCAGUUCUUCAGGACCAAGAGCAGACCCGAUCCGCUUGCACUUGAUGCAAACAGUUCUCCUGGUCUCAGUUCCCGUGGUCCGGCUCCACGGCUCCAGUCAAAGAAAACGUGGCGCAAAAAGAUCUUUCACUUCUUCCGAAUGAACCAGAUCGGUCCAGAACCAGACCACCGUCCUGGCCAUCAAAGUGGAAGCCCCAUAAAGGUCCACGCCAAACCAGACGGUGACCACAAGUGCGCUGGACCCAACGAGUCGUCACAAGUUAACAGCCAGUCAUCAUGCAUUAAAAAAGACGAGCCUCAGCGAGAUAAAGACAACGAUUCAGCAGCCGUGAAUAAUAAGGCCAAAGUUGACUUGAAGACCACUCGAGUGGCAGGCAAAAGGCGCAGGGACAUGACCUUUGACCUGAACUACCUCAACUAUCGGAGAAAAAAUGCCAAUCAAAAAACCAAAAAGUCUGAUGCAUAGAAGAACAUUUGACCUUUGACCUCAGCUACCUCUGCCAUCUUGCAACGAUCGACCUUUGACCUCUGCUACCUCAUCACGAGAAGUUUGCACAAACUACUGGAACCGUUCUAGAAUGCUCUGUUGUUGGACCAAAGGAUGUUUUCCUCAAAGCACAGCUUCUGGAAUCCAGCAUGUUUACCAGUUUAGAACCCACCCAGUACAGUAGUUCUAUAGUAUUAUUAUUAUAUAAUUUCAGUUUGGUGCUGCUAGCUUGGUUCUAUACGGACUCUGUCUUGGUUCUAGUUACAGUGGUUCUAUGCUGACUGCUUUACCCUGACGGUACUCUGGUUGUCCAAUGGUUCUGUGCUAGUUCUAAUUACAAACACAGUUCUAGUCCUGGCAGGAUAUGAUGCAACACGCUAACACCGGGUUCUGUUUACUGACCUGGGAGCACCUUGGGUGAGCUUCCUCCAAGAACCCAGCAGAACUUUGGUGUCAGCUCACUUUCAUAGUUGGUCAUAAUGAAUACUCACCAAUGAUUAAAAUGUAUGCAAAUCAGCCGUGUCGUAACAGCACCAGCUGGGUCCAAAACAUGCUUCCAGGAUGUUUUUUCUGUCUUAUUGUCUUGAGGUUCAACGUGGUUCUAAUUGGGCAUGGUGUUGGACCAAGCAAGCUACGGAACCUUCAAGCAGAACCACAGGUCCGAACCAGAAUUGCACAAAGUAGGUACACACAAGGCCACGACGUUUCUUGCAGACAAAAUAUUAGGUACAAGUGGCCAAAUUAUUAGCAACAAAAAUUGACACAUACGGCCAAAAUAUUAGGUACACCCAAAACAAAAGGGACACCUUUGGUGGAAAUUUUAGGUACCUCAGGCCAAAACAUUACCUACAAACAAUGUUGCUUGGGUACCCCGUCUCGUGCACACACAAGACGGUCGAUCCGUUUUCUGGCUGUUUCCCAUUGGUUGACAGCCAGUUGUCCUGCAAAUUAACAGUCCUGAAACCACUUUUGACAAAUACAUGGAAGACACGUGCAGUGGACGCCCCAUUUUCGGACACGGGCUGCCUAACGAACCCACUCCCGAACACCACUUUUGACAAAUACAUGGAAGACACGUGCAGUGGACGCCCCAUUUUCGGACACGGGCUGCCUAACGAACCCACUCCCGAAGGUGUAGGAACGCUAGCUCCCGAGAUAUAGCCCUAAGUGUGUCCCCCAUGGUCGUGCCAUAUUUUAUGGUGCAAUACUAAACUGUCCAGCAGGGGAAGCCAAUCGGCGACGCUACGACGUGGGCGUAACCCAGGAAAACAACAUUGCACUGAAACAUUAUAUUGUAUAGAGGUGCACUGGCGUGUUCAGUGACCUAAUUGUUGGUCUCACAAAGUUGUGGGACCUUUUAGUGUCUGAGUGAUAGUCCAAAUGUGCCCCUUUACUUCCUGAGUUAUAGUCCCAAAUAUGCCCAGUGUCGCUGGUCAAAACGAUUGUGCAGCAGCACUUUUAAAGACACUGAAGUCGAUUGGCCGCCACUUUUUUUUUGCAAUACCACCCGUGGCCCUAUGGCGACUUAUUGCGUAAAAUUAUAGAAGCAGGCUUUUUGCCUUAUUCUGAGUGGAUAUAAGAACUAAGUCUGUGGAAUGCUCCUAGCCUGGGUUGUAGACAUAAAACAUGUUAUGAGAAACGGUGGGUGCAAUACCAACUUUGCCCGCAGGACGGCGCCAGUGGGUGCCAAUUAGGGAUGCUGAGAUAGAUCAGCCACUACAGAUCAGUAUCGGCCGAGAUGGCGUGAUCGGCAUAUGCAUUUCAACGCCGACUUC